GACUGGAGAGACUUUCGCUCUGCUGCGCUGCAUAGCGGCCCAAAGGGGUGAAGGGUCAGUUCGCGAGUUUUUGAUCAUGGCGCUCGCCGCUCACCUCUGGCACUUUCUCCCUUGGGCACGUGCCGUCUUUCCCGGACCUUGGCUCUCGAGGGGUGUUGCUGGCUGCCGCGGACUGUGCUGUACUUGGCGACUCCGCGGCUCUGAGGUGAUGGGAAAUCUAGGAUCUUUCAAAAGAAGCUUUUUAUUCUCAGCUUUACCUUAUUUGGGUUUUGAAACAUUUCAAGUAUUUUCCCAGGCUGCUUUGGUUCAUGCCACAGCCAAAGUUUUCAGAGUUGAAGAAAUUCUCGAACAAGCAGACUACCUAUAUGAGAGUGGAGAAACAGAGAAACUUUAUCAAUUGCUGACUCAAUACAAGGAAAGUGAAGAUGCAGAGUUACUGUGGCGAUUGGCACGGGCAUCACGUGAUAUAGCUCAGCUUAGUGGGACCUCAGAAGAGGAGAAAAAACUCUUGGUCUGUGAAGCCCUAGAGUAUGCAAAAAGAGCACUGGAAAAAAAUGAAUCCAGUUUUGCAGCUCAUAAGUGGUAUGCAAUCUGUAUUAGUGAUGUUGGAGAUUAUGAAGGCAUCAAGGCUAAAAUUGCAAAUGCCUACAUUAUCAAGGAGCAUUUUGAGAAAGCAAUUGAACUGAACCCAAAAGAUGCUACCUCAAUUCACCUUAUGGGUAUUUGGUGUUACACAUUUGCUGAAAUGCCUUGGUAUCAAAGAAGAAUUGCUAAAAUGCUGUUUGCAACUCCUCCUAGUUCCACCUAUGAGGAGGCAUUAGGCUACUUUCACAGGGCAGAGCAAGUGGAUCCAAACUUCUACAGCAAAAACUUGCUUCUUUUAGGAAAGACAUAUUUGAAGUUACACAAUAAAAAGCUUGCUGCCUUCUGGCUAAUGAAAGCCAAGGACUAUCCAGCACACACAGAGGAGGAUAAACAGAUACAGACAGAAGCUGCUCAGUUGCUUACAGGUUUCAGUGACAAGAAUUGAGAAUUUUUCAGAGAAGAAAGCACAUGAAAUAUCUAAGAAACAUUGCCUUUUCAUCAAAUUACAAAGAUAAUACAUAAACAGUAACUGUUCUAUGGCUCUUUUCUCAGUUCCUUUAACCAUUUAACAAAUUAAAUAUACAAAAUUCUAAGUUUCUUCACAGAUAACAAAAGAAAUAAUUACAAAAAGAUUGGUAGAAACUUCUCCCUGGCUCAGAGGCAAAGAUAUUGCACAUUUAGGACACCAGCAAUACAAAGUGGUAUAAGAUUUCUAAGGAGGAUGGAUCACAUCAGAAUGGGAGAUCAAGAAAAAGCUUUGUGGAAGAGGUUUCAUUGGGGGUGUGCAUUGUCAAAUUGGACUGAUGCAAAGUUGAGAUCUUGCAGAGAAGGUGCAGUGAAAAUUAGGUUGUUAGGAUGUUGAGGGUUCUUGGUAUAAAGUUGUUAAGUGAUGGAUCUUGGAACCAACCUGCAUAAGGAAAAACCUUGUCAGGAGAGGACGGAAAAUGGAGUGAUUUUUUUUUUUUUUUAAAUGUGACAUAGUCUCACAAGUGGAGGAUUGAUUUUGUCACUAGACAAAGCCCAUAUUCUCUUCCCUAAUAAUGGUGAAAGGAACACAGAAUUAAAGGGUGAAAUAGAAAUGAAGAUGUUUUAAAUAGGCAGGACGGUAUUACUUGAGGCUGGGAUGCCACCACUGCAGAACUUUUAUAAAAAGGAUUAUCUUGAAUGUCACUUAGAUAAAUCAAGAGUGCAUGCAUAGGUGGCUUUUCCCCAAAGGAUUUGGGAAUUGUAAUGUGAACAGUGAACUGUGCGGGUGUGGGCUGUUUCUGUUAUCAUGUAUAUUUUCAAACAAAAAGGAAAACUGAAAGUCCUGGACUCAUCUCCAAUUGCUAAUCUGCUAAUAUUUUACUGUUAUGUGUGUAUAUUUUCAUAUAUAUAUAUUUCUAAACUUCUGAAAUUGUAGACAACAUACUUCAUCCCUAAAUAUUUCAGCAUGCAUGGUCUCAGAAUAAGGACAUCCUUCUAAACAAAAACCCGUUAGUACAACAAAAAAUUAACAGUAAUUUUUUAAAAUCAUCUCUAAUACCAGCCAUAUUCAUAUUUUCUCAGAUGUCCCAGGAAUGUCUUACACUUUUAAAAACCAGGAUCCAAUCAGUCAUAUAUUGUAUUUGAUUUUCUGCCUUAGUUUUUAAAAAUCUAGAAGAGUUCUUCCAUCUUUUUUUUUAAAUCCCACCAUUCA
Messenger RNA from Neomonachus schauinslandi (Hawaiian monk seal), 2263 nucleotides. RefSeq names its product regulator of microtubule dynamics 1 (gene RMDN1). The record is from RefSeq and is a predicted model, not a curated record. Gene Ontology annotation, cellular component: cytoplasm; mitotic spindle pole; spindle microtubule. Bases 77 to 1030 code for a protein of 317 amino acids. NCBI's taxonomy places the organism in Eukaryota, Metazoa, Chordata, Mammalia, Carnivora, Phocidae. The transcript is spliced from 10 exons. Gene Ontology annotation, molecular function: microtubule binding.